This is a messenger RNA of Cylicostephanus goldi, 120 nucleotides long. NCBI's taxonomy places the organism in Eukaryota, Metazoa, Nematoda, Chromadorea, Rhabditida, Strongylidae. The record is from the annotation of a GenBank genome assembly.
UACAUCCUGCGUGAAGCUACCACAGACAGUAUGAGCAUAGAAGCGGAACAGGAUGAUGUGAUAGAGGAGGAUGAAGAAGAUUCGGUAUGGUCGGGAGACGAUGAAGAUGAUGGAAGCUAG